AUGUAUAGUUAUUUCAAAUUAUUGAAUAAAUCCAUAAUACAAAACAAGUUGCAAACUAUCAUCUGUUACAGAACUAUGUCAACAUCUCAGAAACGCCUACCAGCUAUUCAACUGACCCCUUUGGAAUCCAAAAUUUGUACAUUACUAAAUGAGUUUACCAGUGACUACAAUGCAUCAAACAAUGAGGCAGAAGCUCUAGAAUUAAGAAUCACUGGUGGUUGGGUUAGGGAUAAACUUUUGGGAUCUCAAUCCAAUGAUUUAGAUAUUGCUGUCAAUAUAAUGUCUGGAGAAUCAUUUGCAUUGAAAUUAAAUGAUUAUCUUACUGAAAACUUCAGGAAAUAUAAUGUUGAACCACAUUCCAUCCAUAAAAUUGACAAGAAUCCAGAGAAAUCAAAACAUUUGGAAACAGCCACAACCAAAUUAUUUGGUGUUGAAGUUGAUUUUGUGAACUUAAGGUCUGAAGAAUACACGGAUGAUUCUAGAAUUCCGACCGUUGAAUUUGGUACUCCUAAACAGGAUGCGCUAAGAAGAGAUGCCACUUUGAAUGCAUUAUUCUAUAAUAUUGGAAAAAAUGAAAUUGAAGAUUUAACUAACUCUGGAUUGCAAGAUCUCAAAGAUAGGACAUUGAGAACACCAUUACCUCCUCGUAAGACAUUUUUAGAUGAUCCGUUACGUAUUCUAAGAUUAAUCAGAUUUGCCUCUAGAUAUAAUUUUAAAUUAGAUCCAGAAACCCUAGAAACUAUGAAAGAUUCCGAUAUCAAUCUCGCAUUUUAUGUUAAAAUAUCCCGUGAACGUAUUGGUGUAGAAAUGGAAAAAAUAAUUGAUGGUGAAACUCCUUUAAUUGGCAUCAACCUAAUACAAUAUACCCAUAUAGAUAAUGUGAUUUUCCACUGGCAUAACGAUAACACUAUUGUCGAUUUUAAUAAAACAAAUAAUACUAAGGACUUCAAUUUAAUAAGUGAGAUUUAUGAUAAUUCUGUUUUAAACGCUCAUAUCAAGGAUGUUGUGAAAGUACUCAAUAAUAAGGCAAAGCUAGAAAAUGAUAUCCCAAUUUUAUAUUCGUUAAUAAAAAAAAGCCCUGCAUUUAAGCGUAUAUUUUUAUUAGGAUUUAUUUUAUUACCGUUCCAAAAUCUGAAGAUUAUUUGGAAUGUCAAAAAGAAAGUAAAUAAUAAAAUACCUGUAACUGAAAGCAUUGUGAAGGACGGUUUAAAAUUCAAUAAAAAUGAAGCGAGUUUGAUCGCUUUGAUAGUUGAUUCCAUUGAACAUUAUAAUGAAAUUGUAACUAAGUUUAACAAUGAUAGAAAUUCUCUUUCUAGAUCUGAAAUUGGUUUAUUUUUAAGAGAAUUUAAAGGAAAUUGGCAAGUAGUACAUUUUGUUACUUUAUUGAAUCAAUUAGCAAGUAAAAAUGAAAGUUGCUUGAAUAAUUAUUCAAACUUCUACAAUUAUAUUAUAGAAAGUGAUUUGAAAGACUGUUAUGAUUUAAGACCAUUAAUUAAUGGUAAAAGACUCCUUACAUUAAGCGGUAUGAAACCAGGUCCUUGGAUGGGUAAAAUAAACGAUCUUGCUAUUGUUUGGCAACUAGAACAUCCAGAUGGUACUGAAGAUCAACUAUUAGAACACCUGAAAAGCCUUCUUCCAACCGUUAUAUAA
This is a messenger RNA of Tetrapisispora phaffii CBS 4417, 1650 nucleotides long. RefSeq names its product tRNA adenylyltransferase (gene CCA1). Lineage: Eukaryota; Fungi; Ascomycota; Saccharomycetes; Saccharomycetales; Saccharomycetaceae. The transcript has a single exon. The record is from RefSeq and is a predicted model, not a curated record. Gene Ontology annotation, molecular function: ATP:3'-cytidine-cytidine-tRNA adenylyltransferase activity; RNA binding. Bases 1 to 1650 code for a protein of 549 amino acids. Gene Ontology annotation, biological process: tRNA 3'-terminal CCA addition.